CCCAAAUGAAUCACCCUGGAUUAUUCCUUCCAAAUGACUUAUUAAAGAAUUAUUGAGGACAUCUGGAUUACCCAAUAGUUUCUAGAACUCUUCCUCUUCCUGAGAAAAUGGCCCAGUGGCCUAGCCAGUGGUCUAACCAGAGUCAGGUUCAAGUAUUCACGUAUCCGACAGGCCAGUUUUUCGAAGUUUAUCAAAUGCAAGCCACCCAAUUUUGAGAUAGCUAUACUCCAAUAGAGCUGAAUAAUGUCUGAGAAACACUCAACAAGGAAAACUCCUUGGUUGACUCUCACUCCUGAGUCGUAGCUUCUCUUGGAGCUCCUAAAAAGGAACAGAACCAGAAUGAACAUCCUAUGUCUCACUUUCUUGAGAAUAAUGUUGGCAGACGUCCUUCCACUCACACAAAAACACUUGAGAAUAUUGAGUGUUUGAAGAAAUUCAAAUGCUCAUUCGAGAAAAGGAAGAACGAAAAGGGAGGCAUCACCACUGUCUAUAUCUGCAAGCACCACAACUGCAACAAGCAGUUCUCCAGAACUUGGAGUAUCCUAGAUCAUUGUCGCAUGCAUGAAGGUGUCAAGCCGUAUAAUUGCAAGGUUUGUGGCAGAGCCUAUACUCAAAAGGGUAAUAUGAUCAAACAUAUGAAGAGACAUAGUCAACCAGCUGUUGAGCAAAGAAAGAAUUUUGGAUGUAACCUCUGAGGCAAAAGAUAUACUGAAAAGUACAACCUCAAGGCCCAUAAAAAGAAAUGUCAUAAAACUUGGGCCUCUUACCAGGGAUCAGAGUCUAACUAAGCCUGAUGAAUUACAGAUUAGUUGGCCCAAUCUGAAGCUGCAAUAGUUCAAGAGAAUUGUCUAUCAAAAAGAGGCUUAAUAAUCUAAUUGUCUGAUAAAAUUUACCAUAAGCUUUAAUCUUUUAGUAAUAUGAGUCUUCUGGUUCUAAAAUCUCUGGUUUUAGCACAAAAAUUUUAAGAAUUAAGAUAGAAAUUCGGAUAUGUGGCUAAAGACAUAUACAAAGACUCUCAGCAGCCUUGGAUAGUGCUAAUAACAUGAAUAACUUUAGUAAAAAUCUGAAAUGGUUUUACACAAUAACUUGAAAUAAUUUAGAUAGUUUAGCCAGGAUCAGUAUCGAAAUAUAGAACUAAAAUCCUCAACCAAAGAGCUUUAUCGGAGAAGGUAAGAAAUGCAAUCAAGCCUCUUUUAGAAACAUUUUAGAGAUGAAGUUCUUCAUCAACAGUCUUCACCAUAAAGAUCUAUCAUUCGUUUAAAUUUUAUAGAGAAUAAAUUAGGUCUAGUAUACUCGAAAUUUCUUUCGAAAAUCUAGUGGACUAUUAAUUAUUUAUACACAAAAACCCAACAUUUAAUGCUAAAUAAGGUCUCAAUAAUAGUAUAUCGCAGAGUAUGCAUCCGUCAUUUUAAAGAGGUAGUCUUACUAGCUCCUAUUAUAUAGGUUGAGUUAAAAUUUCAGAAACUUUCAUAUAUUUUGCUGGAUAACAAGACAUCUUUGUGCAAAGUAUAGUAAGAGGAAAUAACUCGUUGAAGAGGUACAGAUUCCUCGAUUCUUGAUUAUCAAAAUCAUUUAUAGAAGCAGAGAUUUAAAUUAAUGCAUUCAUCACAAUAUUAAUAGAACAAUAAAUAGAUUUGGCAUAAAUAAAGAAAGUUAUUUAAGUAUUGUAAUAAUCCCAGUAUCGAAGAAUUAUAAACUUCAAACUAGUAUAUGAAGGGUUUAAGCUACUUUUAUACACAAACUAGUAGGUUUAUAACCAGCUUAUUUUCAUUAAAAAGUUUAGUAGGCCUGAUCCUCAGAAACUUGGGAAGUAAGGGAAAGGGUUGAGGAAAGAAGCGAAUAGAAAACUGUUGGUGGAAACAUUAUCUGAGGAAGUAUUUCCUACGAUUAUUUUGAGCAAAAUGAGAGCCCAAGUCAUUACCGUUCAGUUUUUAGCUAUUAGAAAGGAUUUGAAUUGAAAUAAGAGGAUAAAAAUGAAACCGACCUUUUAAAAGAAAAGAACUGAAAUACUUCUAUGAACCCAAAGAGGUUACAAAGAAAUUAAGAGUUAUAGAAGAACAUUCAUAAGCUCCCUAGUUACAGAAAGGAUGUUCCAAAAGACUUCAGUGCUGCUCUCUUGUUAAUAUAUUAAUAUCUCUUUAAACUUCUCCAUCUAAAGUUUUAGAAUCUUCAGUAAAAGUUCCUAGUAAGUGCUCCUUCUAAAGAUGCACUUAGUGGGAAUUUUCAGUAUUUCUGGGGGGUUUUAAGAGCUAUCAUACCAUUAAUAAAGCCAAGCUCUGUCUCCAUGACCAUCCUCUCCUUUGGGAUGUUAUGAGAGAAAACAACCAAUAAGACUCCUUCAUUUUUGAAUUAUUCAUAAUUCAAUCCGUAAAAUUUGAAUACGCAAGCCCAAAGCUGGGGUUUUCAUGCAUUUCUAAAAUUUGAGCCACCAGCAGGAUUCAAACCAGCCAGACCAGUGCUUUAGAGUAAGAAAUAAAUUAUCAAGCUUGUUGUUCACCUUUGUCGAUUCUUUAGCAGUUUCAGGAGUACUAAUAUAUAGCCAGCUGAAAGAGGUAAUUUUGUUUGGAAAAUUAUUUGAAGACCUCUUUAAGCACUAAAGUCUUGCUCCAGAGCUGGCACAUGGCCCUAGUUGCUCUCAUGAACCGUGUGGUUAGAUUUAAGAGAGUUGCUUUCUCAGAAUUUUUGUACUUAGUCUUUCCUUUCCGAAAAAUUUCCUAGUUAUGUAAACUUUAUAACUUUAGUAAGAAUACUUUCCGAAAAAUCAGGGUUUUAAAACCACCUGGUUUAGUUUAUAGAAGAGGGUUUUAGUGCUAAAACUUCAGCAUUGAUUAAGAUAUAACUAAAGACUGGUUCCGUUAGAAACACCAUUGAAAUAAACCAGCAAUAUGACCUAUUUCAUGAAUUUUCAUAAUUUUUGGAAGAAAUAUGUUAAUUUUAGAAACAUUCAAAAUUCUUCUCUCAUGAAUUCUUACUUCCAAAAAUCUCUAACCAGUCCAAAAUUUUCAAUCAAAGAGGAUUUUAUUGGUAUUAUUAUGAUAAUUUCUUCUUUGCCAGAAGCCCUAAAGAGCGUAAAUACAAAAUAAGUUGCCUUUCUCACAGUAUAAUGAGCACUCGUCUGGAUCUGAAUUGGAUUAGAUUAACAAAUGUCAGACUCUCUAAGAAAUCUUCUUAAGAGAAUAUCAGCCUAUUCUGAGGCAAGGUUGCAGUUAUAAAUCAUAUCUCUCUAUGAACGUAUUUGCAAUCAUCUUUCAAAAAUAUAAACUUAUCUUAGUUUAUAUAAGUUUAGCCUUAUUUUAUAUGCUCAGGAACUCUCUCCUUUCUGUGUAGCUAACACUAAGAAAUAGUAUCGAAUCCCAAGUAAAACUUCACUUUUGUAUCCUCAUAAAGAGAGCUAUUUUACGCCUUUUUAGGGCUCCUCAUUGCUCACUGAACAUCUGAAAUUCAGAUAUAUCCUGAGCAAGUUGAGAAAUAAGGAUACCUCAUCCAACCGAUUCAUUUCUAAACUUAAUGUCAGAGAAGAAUUAUUCUAGUUUUAGAAAGUUCAUCCGUUCUGAUGAAACCUCGAGUAAAGUACUGACUAACGCAUCAAUUCAAAUAGGCCGAGACUUACUAGCUAAGGUUUCUCUGCUUAGUAAAUAUUUUAUUGGAUAAUAGUUUUGAAUCAGAUGAAUUCUUCAUCAUUAGAAACCUUACUAAUAAUAAAUUUUUGUGAAGCCUAGACCUUAUAAUCGAGCUGAAGCCUUAUUAAAAUAGACUAUUUGUUCUUAAAAGCACUCGUAUCAUAAAUAAAUCAGUAUAUAAGUCAGGAAAAAUACUGAAAUUCCCGAGUAGUAAGAAGGGUUCACCGCCCAAGCUGACAAAAUCGAGACUAUCUCUACUCAUCAGAACCGAAUAUUUCAAGCUUAAUUCUCCUGAAGAUUCCCAGAAGAUCCUAAAAGAGCUGUUGUGGGGUUUGAGCCUUCCAAUGAGGGUUUUUAUCGCUUGGUUCGCUAAAAGUUUUAUUUUUCCCCUGAAUGUGAAAUUUUGCUCAUUAAAAUCCCAAAUUAAAGCGAUUCUUCCAAUUAGUGAACUCAUUAACAACAAAUCCUGCUGAGGAGGGAGUGACUCUGUUGCAUCAUUGUUUAGUUCUCAGUACUUGCUAACUUCUUAUUUUGUUUUUAGAGGAUUUUGCCGGGCAUAAAAAUUUAACGGAAAAUUGGUCAUGAAAAUCUUCAUAAAUGCUCAAGUUGAUUUCUCAUAAAAGUGACUAUGAAACUCUAGCUGAUCAGGUUAAACUUUUGGUGCUUUAUUGAACACUUUUAUGAAGAGACUUGAGCCUCUAUGGGCUCUCAUCGUGCAUUUUCAGGUUCAGUAGGUCAGGUUCCUAGCUUCAAAUCUAUAUUUAUUUGAAAAUAUUCGAAACUUAUGAAAUAUUCUGAAACUUAUUGACUUAAUCCAAACUUAGAUUGGUAUGAAAUAAGCUAAUUUCUGAUUUACAAGGAUUUUCGUGUUGGAAACUUCUAUCUUCUCUUAUUUUAAGCAAUAAAUUUCGAGAAAUCCUAUAAUUUUCGAAAUUUUCCAAAAAACAUAACUCCUCUAUCAUUCUCUCCAUUAAAACCCCUUCAAAAUCCUCUCUCUUCUUAAACCUCACCACCCCAAAACGCCCUUCACCUCAACCCCCUACCUCUACCCUUCACCUCCACCUACAACC
Molecule: messenger RNA, 4690 nt
Organism: Moneuplotes crassus
Lineage: Eukaryota; Ciliophora; Spirotrichea; Euplotida; Euplotidae
Source: the annotation of a GenBank genome assembly